Messenger RNA from Epinephelus lanceolatus (giant grouper), 1924 nucleotides. RefSeq names its product calcium-activated potassium channel subunit beta-4-like. Gene Ontology annotation, molecular function: potassium channel regulator activity; calcium-activated potassium channel activity. Gene Ontology annotation, cellular component: voltage-gated potassium channel complex; membrane. Gene Ontology annotation, biological process: detection of calcium ion; potassium ion transport. The record is from RefSeq and is a predicted model, not a curated record. NCBI's taxonomy places the organism in Eukaryota, Metazoa, Chordata, Actinopteri, Perciformes, Serranidae.
AGGAGGGAGGAGGAUCCAUGCAGCCGGAGGGAGGUGAAACAGAUUUAGAGACAGAAAGCAGCCGGUGUUCAAACUCAACAGUUUCUCAGCAGCAGGCGAACAGCGUCGCCUCCUCCUCCUCUUCAUCCUCCUCCUCCUCCUCCUCAGUCAUCAUCCAUCCAUCCUCCUCUUUCUCUCCGCCUCCUCCACCGGUCCUCCUCUCCAUGCCGGCGGAGGUCUCCGCGGGGCUGCCAUGGCGAAGAUCCGGGUGUCGUACGAGUACUCCGAGGCCGAGGACAAGAGCAUCAGGCUGGGCUUGUUCCUGAUCGCCUGCGGGAUCCUCAGCCUCUUCAUCCUGGGCUUCUGCUGGCUCAGCCCGACCCUGCAGAGUCUGCAGAGCAAGCCGGCCAACUGCACGGUGGUGUCGGUGUUGCGUCCGGAGGAGAUGUUCGAGUGUGUGUUUACAUGCGGUGCGGACUGUAAGGGGACGUCUCUUUAUCCCUGCCUGCAGAUCUUCGUCAACAACUCAGAGUCGAACUCGGUGGCUCUGCUGCACUUUGAUGAGCAACAGCUGGUCCUCAACCCAAAGUGUUCAUACGUCCCUCCCUGUGAGCGGGACAACCAGAAGAACAAAGACAGCGUUCUGUGGUGGGAGGAUUACUUCACUAAAGAGGUCAGCAGCCAGUCCUUCACCUGCUUCUUCAACCAGCAGAGGAGGCCCGAUGACGUGUUGUGGCGCCGUUCCCACGACACCAGCGUCCUGCUGCACUGUGUCCUCUGGCCGAUGGUGUCACUCCUGCUGGGCACGCUCAUUGUGCUCCUGACGGUGUGCGCACGCUCCCUGGCCGUUCGAGCCGAAGCUCUCCAGAAGAGGAAAUGCUCUUACGAAGUGUGCCAAGACCUGUCAGCUGGUCCCUCAGACCGCCGCGGCAAUAAGGCCGAAGACCCCCUUGCGACGAACUCUGACCCCGAGUCGUCGUCACCAACAAGGACCCUGCCGCUGUUUGCGGUGCCAGUGCGACGACGCGAUCGGGAACAUUAAAAGGGGAAACAGACAGCUGUUUUCACGUCGUGAAAAUAAAUCAGGAUGCUAACGAGCCGGUGGGCGAAGUCGACUAACUGGCUGAGGACGCCACCAACAACCCACUGCUGUGUGGUGUGGUGUUUAUGAUCAGAAGUGUUAAAACCAGGAUAUGAGGAGAGGAUGAGAGGAAACGACUUUGUUGCCUGUAGAUCUGAGCAAAGACACCUUUCCUCUGGUUUUAACUGGAUCUCUCGGAUGCUGCUGAGUUGAGUCCUCUGGUUAUAAUCAGCAUUUCUUCAGUGAUAGAGUUGUUACGAAGGGUUCUUAUAACGACAACAGUGCCGUGAUAGAUGGUACGGUGAAUUAUGUGUCAGGAAAAAAGAGUCAAACUUCACUUGAGGACUCAUUACUGCUCUUUACUGCGGUCUUAACUGUAGCUCUUCUAUCGAUGUAGUUUUCCCUCUGAGUCCCAGUAGCCAUACGUGUUGAUAAAUAGAGCCAAAGUCCUGACGUCUCUUCAGGCUAGCCGCUGUUCCUCGACCUUCUGAGGCUCAGUGCAAUCUUUCUUUGAGGGUUUCUUCCAUUGGUAUUUCUGAAAAUAUUAAUCUAUUUAUUACCUAUUUUAUUUAGUUGUGAGGGAUCAUGUACAAUAUUUAAGACUUUCCCUCCGCAGCACUGAUCCCGUUAAGACAGCAACAGAGUCAUGUUGUACUUACUGUAGCGCUCUAUUGCUUCGAGUUUCUUUACUCUUGGAAUUUGGUACCAUUUUCAUUCACUCAUUUUUAGUCGAGGUGCUUCUACUUUGCUGUUUUUUUUAAUCACCUUUUAAGUUUUUGUUUGUUUUUUGUUUUGUAUGCCAAAAUUACAACUCACAAAUUCGCCUCAAAGGACUUCAGACCCAGUUUUGAGUUGAAGAAACCC